Molecule: messenger RNA, 2921 nt
Organism: Drosophila bipectinata
Lineage: Eukaryota; Metazoa; Arthropoda; Insecta; Diptera; Drosophilidae
Product: aminopeptidase N
Biological process (GO): peptide catabolic process; proteolysis
Cellular component (GO): cytoplasm
Molecular function (GO): peptide binding; metalloaminopeptidase activity; zinc ion binding
Source: RefSeq, a predicted model, not a curated record
AGAACGGAAAUGUGGACGCAGAAAUCGUGGAUCUUUUUGCUCCUGGCAGUGAGUAGCCUGGAGGCGCGAUUGAUCCCUCCAAGACCAACACUUCUGGAGAGCGCCCAGUUGGAAGCAGGGGGUCUAGAAUCCAUCUCCUCUCGGUUGGACGACAACAGUGAGGAGAACUACCGUCUGCCAAAUAAUACGGCUCCGGAGGCUUACAGAAUAGAACUCUGGACGGAUGUUCACAAUGGAGACAGGGAAUUCUACGGCACGGUUCAGAUCGACAUUGAGGUCUUGGAAGAAUCAUCGGAGAUCAAGUUGCACUACCGCCAGACAGAGGGAUUUUCGGCCUCCAUAGUCAGUCGGGAUCAGGACAAUUCCACGGAGAUUCCCCUGAAUGUAACUCUUGACCCCCAAAGGGAGUUCCUCGUCCUCACACCCACGGAGAGCAACGUGAGCUAUGCGGCGAACACGAAGUGGACCCUAACCGUGAACUACAACGGCACCCUGAGAAGCGACAUGGCAGGAUUCCAUAGGACCAGCUAUACGGACGACAGCGGGACAGAACAUUACUUGGCCGCCACCCAAUUUGAGAGCACCAAUGCCCGGCAUGCCUUUCCCGGAUACGAUGAGCCCGCAAGGAGAGCAAACUUCACCAUCACCAUCCACCAUGACCCUUCCUACUCGGCAAUCAGCAAUAUGCCCGUGAAUGAGUCUGCUAGCAGUUCCGGAGUCACAUCCUUCCAAACUACGCCCAAAAUGUCCACCUACCUCGUCGCCUUCGUGGUGUCCGAUUUUGGGUACACAUCCGGCCAGUUGAACGAUCUGCCGCAGCGCGUUUUUACACAGAAUGGAAAAGUGGGUCAACAGGAGUGGGCCCUGUGGUCUGGUUUAGUGGUGGAAUCCAGCCUGGCCGGCUACUUCGGAGUGCCCUUCCCUCUUCCAAAACUGGACCAGGCAGGCGUUCCUGGCAAAGGAGGGGCAAUGGAAAACUGGGGCUUGGCCACCUACGGGGAGCAAUACAUGGUUUGGUCUAAGGAGAACUCCACCACUGACUUGAAGACCAGCAUUGCGAACAUCAUUGGUCACGAGUACGCCCACAUGUGGUUCGGAGACCUCGUUUCCAUCCAAUGGUGGACCUACCUCUGGCUGAAGGAGGGCUUUGCCACUCUCUUCUCCUACGAGUCCAACGACAUUGCCUUCCCCGAGUGGGACACCUACCAGAUCUACCAUGUCAGCGACUACAAUAGCGCUCUUAUUAACGAUGCCAUUACCUCUGCAGUUCCCAUGACCCACUACGUACAGACUCCCAGUGAGAUCUCCGGACGUUAUAAUACCUUUUCCUAUGCCAAGCCAUCCGCUGUGCUUUACAUGUUCAAGAACGCCUGGUCAGAUCGAGUCUUCCGAGCGGGUCUGAACAAGUAUCUGACUAAGAACCAGUACACAUCCUGCGAUGAGUGGGAUCUAUUCGCCUCCUUGCAGGAGUCGGCCGACGAGCACGGUCUCUCUCUGCCCACAACGGUGAAUAACAUCUUCAGCAGCUGGUCACAGCAGGCUGGCUAUCCUCUGCUGACGGUGACCCGAAACUAUGCGUCUGGAACCUUCACCGUAAAGCAACAGAGAUAUCUGGCGGAUGACGACUCUAACCAGAAAACCUGGUACGUGCCCAUCAACUUUGCCACCGCCUCCAAUCCGGAUUACCGUAACACUACUGCGUCGCACUACCUUCUUAACACGACGGAAGUCGAGAUCUCAGAUGUCGCGAUAGCUAGGGAUGACUGGAUCAUCAUCAACAAAAAGAGCUCCUUUUUCUAUCGCUCCAUAUACGAUUCGGAUAACUACGACCGCAUUGUCGAGGCGCUGAACAACAAUCACCACAAGAUUCACGUCCGAAACCGGGCUCAAUUGUUGAAUGAUGCGUACAUCUUUGUCACAACAAGCCGCCUUAGCCACAGCGUCCUACUGCGAUUGCUCACGUACCUGAGGUAUGAGGACCAGUACGCUCCUUGGGACAAUGCCAACACUAUCCUUACAGCUUACGAUCGGUACUUGCGAGGAGAAGAUCCCAAUUCUUUUCGGCAAUUCGUGAGGAAUCUUGUUGAGCCUGCCUUAGAGAGAAUUGGAGUUAACGAGGUUCCUGGGGAGCACUACCUGAGCAACUAUCUUCGGAAUGUAAUAGUUAGCUUGGCCUGUCAAGUUAAGAGUGAAGAGUGCCUUCUCCAAGCGUCCAAUAAGCUGUCAGAGUUUCUAUUCAACGGAACUGCGAUUGAGCCCAGUCUGAGAACACAGGCAUACUGUUCCGGACUGCGAAGUCCUCCAGAUACUGUCUACGACAGAGUUCUGUCGGACUUGUUGGCAGCUGCGGAUGCCACAGAUCGCAGUCUUUUUAUUUCCUCCCUGGGUUGCUCGACGAAAUCGGAUCAACUCGAAAAAUUCUUCAGUCUGUCCACGACCAACUCGUUGAGCUCUUCGGAGAGCACUUCCCUACUCAAGUCGGCCUAUACGAAGAGCAACGAAGGCCUCAGAGAAAGCCUGUUGUACCUGGAAAACAACUGGAAUAUUUAUGCUGCGGGGCUAAAUGGAACAGAAAAGCCUCUAGACGCCGAUCUGCGAGAGAUGGCUAACUAUGUAAUAAACGAGGAGGAGGAGAAAAGGCUACUCGCUCUGGUGGAGGAUAUCAAGUUUAAGGGACCCGAGUACCUCGAGGAUGAUCUGACCACCGUCAUUGAUUCCAGAAUUAAGUCGAAUUACGAAUGGCUUUCAGCCAAUCGCGAUCCCAUAAUCAACUGGACAGCAGAUUAUGUAUAUGGUGAACCAAGUUCCGGUGCCGGUUUCGUAUCGUCCCUAGCCAUUGUAUUUGUGAGUGCACUGUUUGCACUGUUAGCCUCUUUUGUUUAGACAAAGUCAUAUGGUCAAGUAGAAGCCACAAAUUAAAU